AUGAACAUGUUGUCAAUUCCGAUUCAACAUUUACAACAAUCUGACUUUCACAUUAAUACUGAAACUGAUCAUAUAAUAUUACAUGGCAACAUGGAUGAAUCUGCAGGCGUCAUACUUCGUGGUUCAGUUGUCCUCAAUUGUCAUGAAACAACAAAAGUAAGAUCAAUCACUUUAAAGUUCAUUGGUAAAGCAAAAGUAAACUGGAUAGAAGGUCUUGGAUCUCAUCAACGUCAUUAUAAAGAAGAAAAAACACUUAUAAAACAUGAAUGGUGUUUCUUAAGUCCUAAUAAGAAAACAUAUCAUUUACCAGAAGGCCACUAUAAAUGGGAUUUUGAACUUCCUUUACCAGGCGAUUUACCAGAAUCUGUCGAUCAUGAGCUUGGUCAAGUUUAUUAUCGUCUUAAAGCAGUCGUAGACCGUCCAACAUUUUCAAUGAACUAUAGUGAUCGAAAAGAGUUACGUGUUUCACGUGUACUUUUACCAUCUUCCUUGGAACUCUCACAAUCUUUAGUCAUAUCUAAUACUUGGGUAGAUAAACUGAGUUACGAUAUUAGUGUACCUAGUAAAGUAUUCUCGAUGGGUAGUUUGAUCCCAAUUACCUUUGCACUUGUACCUAUUGCCCCUGAUUUACAAGUGAGAUCUGUAUCUUGUGUUCUGAAGGAGUACAUCACUUUAUCAGCCGAAGAUCAUUCUAGAAUGGAAGGAAAAGUGAUAAAGCUUUUAAGAGAUGAACAGUUUAAUUUAGGCCCGGAUCCAUGGACCAAAACUGAGCUUCUGCCUGUACCUGAUUAUACUUCACAUCUCGUCUUGACAGAUUCCUUGUGUGACUUGAUAAAGGUUAAACAUAAACUGAAGUUUAUCGUUUCUUUAAUCAAUGCGGAUGGUCAUAUUUCAGAGCUGAGAGCAGCUAUCCCUAUUGUGAUUGCAGAGAUAUCUCCAGAAGAAGAUGAGAAUGCUUUACCGUCUUAUGAAGAUGCAUGGAGAUCAGCACCUUAUGAUCCACAACAGGUAUCUCAAUUAAUUGCUAGAGGUGAUUUACCACCUUCUAUAGCAAUAUCAGCUCCUAAUGAAGCAGCAAGUGGUGUCAAUGCCAUGUUAUCUUCUUCUGAUACAGAUGAUGAAAAUGAUUCAAUACGUAAUAAUAAUACGACGCCAGCUUGGGAAGGCAUUGAUCUCUCAAGGGUACCAUCUUAUACAACAGCUAUUCGAUCAAAUCGACUUUAUAGUUUUUCUGGUUCAUUACCUGGUUAUGAUGCUGUUGUAGCCGUACCAGGAAGAAGCUCAUAA
Molecule: messenger RNA, 1287 nt
Organism: Cokeromyces recurvatus
Lineage: Eukaryota; Fungi; Mucoromycota; Mucoromycetes; Mucorales; Mucoraceae
Exons: 4
Coding region: 1-1287 (428 amino acids)
Biological process (GO): ubiquitin-dependent endocytosis
Cellular component (GO): cytosol; plasma membrane; cytoplasm
Molecular function (GO): ubiquitin protein ligase binding; protein-macromolecule adaptor activity
Source: RefSeq, a predicted model, not a curated record